Molecule: messenger RNA, 1082 nt
Organism: Humulus lupulus (European hop)
Lineage: Eukaryota; Viridiplantae; Streptophyta; Magnoliopsida; Rosales; Cannabaceae
Product: VAMP-like protein YKT61
Exons: 6
Coding region: 174-773 (199 amino acids)
Biological process (GO): endoplasmic reticulum to Golgi vesicle-mediated transport
Cellular component (GO): Golgi apparatus; membrane
Molecular function (GO): SNAP receptor activity
Source: RefSeq, a predicted model, not a curated record
UGAGGACCGAUCCGAAUUCCUCUUUCUUCUUUUCGUCAUCACCGUCCUCCAACCAACAAAUACACAGAUUCUCUCUAUUCUCUCCUCUUUUCUGUGUUAGCGUGAAAUUCAAUUUUUUUUUGGUCUUUAUAUUUUUUUAAAGAGAAAGAAAGAAGGAGCGAAGAGAGAGAAAGAUGAAGAUCACAGCUUUACUGGUCCUGAAGUGCCAACCCGAAGGAUCCGACCCGAUCAUUCUAGCCAACGCUUCGGAUGUAAGCCAUUUCGGUUACUUCCAGAGGUCCAGCGUCAAAGAGUUCAUCGUUUUCGUUGGCCGUACCGUUGCCAAACGCACACCUCCUGGCCAGCGCCAGUCUGUUCAGCAUGAAGAGUAUAAGGUGCAUGCUUACAACAGAAAUGGUCUUUGUGCGUUGGGCUUUAUGGAUGACCAUUACCCCGUUCGGAGCUCAUUUUCUGUGCUCAACAAGGUGCUAGACGAGUAUCAGAAAACUUUUGGUGAAUCAUGGAGGAGUGCACAAGCAGAUGGCUCUCAGUCAUGGCCUUACUUGAAUGAGGCUCUAGCAAAUUUUCAGGAUCCUGCAGAAGCUGACAAGUUGAUGAAAAUUCAGAGGGAGUUAGAUGAAACAAAAAUUAUCCUUCAUAAGACUAUUGACAGUGUCCUUGCACGAGGCGAGAAAUUGGACAGCUUAGUUGAAAAGAGUUCAGAUCUUAGCGCAGCAUCACAGAUGUUCUAUAAGCAAGCGAAGAAGACGAACCAGUGUUGUUCUAUUUUGUAAGUUACAGAGGCGAGCAGCAACAACAACUGAUGGAUUUCCUUGUAUUGUGUCUAAAUUGAUGGAUGUCAAAGUGGUGCUUGUUCUAUACUUAUAUAUGUUAAUACCAUUUACCCAAUGUUUGUUUUGAAAGAAUUGUGGAAUGUUGCCUCUUUUUUAUUUUUUAUGGCUCCAAGAUCAUAUUGACAGAAUAUCUUAUCCUCUGUUUUAAUAUUAAUUUGAAUGUGGUCGACACCUCAGUUUUAAUUUCAGCCGUGUAGUAUGUAACUUUCUUAUGUAUUUUUAUAAUAUAGAUUCUCUUAUUCUUUUGAA